Messenger RNA from Mesocestoides corti, 768 nucleotides. The record is from the annotation of a GenBank genome assembly. NCBI's taxonomy places the organism in Eukaryota, Metazoa, Platyhelminthes, Cestoda, Cyclophyllidea, Mesocestoididae.
AUGUUGAAGUUCGUUGAGACUUGGAGGGAUGCAAUACGUGGAAUGGAUAUUGUGUUGCUGGAGUUCGGAGUGGGUAUAGAAUUCAUGGAGGAGGAAUAUUUGGUGGGGUUCUUGACAAGGCAUUCCAAGGCUAGUCUAGUUUCUGAGUGUGGCAAGGAAGAACUCCAAACAGCAACUGCACCCACCGGAAGGCAAACAAUGAUGUUUGCAAACAGUGUAAAACGAAGUGAACAGCCAACAAAUCGACUUGAAACCUUCGGGCUGGUGACUAUCAUCAGCCUUACCGCAAUGUCCGGCAGCAACAGUAUGAAGAAGCGCCGUCGCACGGAGGACGUGAGGGCGGACGUGCUUUUGACAGAGAUGCUUGGCGUCACGAGCUUAAUCGACCACCACCAGCACGGCGGAAUGCGCCAGUUGUAUCUCAAGCGCUUCGUCAGAGACCUCGAUACAGCAGCCCUCCUCAUCCUUCUCAUCCUCCUGCACGAACGCCACCAGGUCGUUAUGAAAGGUCGUCAUUUGGCGGACGUGGUGUUAGGGGUGGCCCUGGUUUUGGCGGUGGUGGUCAGCAGUCACCGCCGUUCCGAAAUGCGAGGGGAUCAGCUCGGCAAUUCAGAGACGGACCAAUGCAGAGGCCUGUGCUGCGUAGAUAACUUUCUCGAACGUUGUUGUCAAUCGGUGGUGUGCUCGAGACUCGAUGACAUCGGGGGCGAUUUGUUCACGGUCGAUUUGGAAGACUGGACUGGAAUCUCCGCUGGCAUUGUUCUCUAG